UCGUGUCACCCUUUAAAUUCUCAAAUUCACCACCAGCGUCUCCAUAGAAAGAUCCCACAGUAACAAAAAAACAAAAAACAGAGGAAAGCGUCAUGGACUUCAGGGUGAUGAAUUUGGAUUCUCCUUUGUUCCACACUCUGCAUCAAAUGAUGGACCUAGCAGACGACAAGACUUUGAAUGCUCCGACACAGUCUUACGUUCGGGAUGCGAAGGCAAUGGCUACAACUCCUGCGGACGUGAAAGAAUAUCCACACUCUUACGUGUUCGUGAUCGACAUGCCAGGAUUGAAAUCUGGGGACAUAAAGGUUCAGGUGGAAGAUGACAACGUGCUUCUCAUAAGCGGUGAGAGGAAGAGGGAAGAAGAGAAAGAAGGGGCCAAGUAUCUGAGAAUGGAGAGAAGGGUUGACAAAUUUAUGCGAAAGUUCGUGCUUCCCGAGAAUUCCAACACCGAUGCCAUCUCUGCUGUGUGCCAAGACGGGGUGCUCAGUGUCACCGUGCAAAAAUUGCCUCCUCCUGAGCCUAAGAAACCAAAGACUAUUCAGGUUAAGGUUGCUUGAGAUUGUUGAAUUUGAAGAACCAAACAGUGCGUAUGUUUUCUUUUAUUAGAGUGGGAAGGAUGAGGAGAGUGCCUCUGUUAUAGGCAGAGAGUUUUUACUUUAUUUUUUAUUUUAUUUUCGUGGUCGUAACUUGUAAGGCUUUUAUGGUUUGGUUCUGUGUUCUUAUUGCAAGGAAAUUGUGGCUUUGGUUGUGAUUUGUGAUAUAAGAAUGUGAUGAUAUAUUACUCAA
This is a messenger RNA of Gastrolobium bilobum, 786 nucleotides long. RefSeq names its product 17.9 kDa class II heat shock protein-like. Lineage: Eukaryota; Viridiplantae; Streptophyta; Magnoliopsida; Fabales; Fabaceae. The record is from RefSeq and is a predicted model, not a curated record. Bases 93 to 557 code for a protein of 154 amino acids. Gene Ontology annotation, biological process: response to hydrogen peroxide; protein complex oligomerization; protein folding. The transcript has a single exon.